ACUUCCCGUCAUCGUCAUUCAUCUAGCUUGGUCUUGUCAAAAUGGCGAGCCUCAUGUAGGGGUCGUGUGUAACUACCUGUCACGUUCUCACCACUGUAAGGCAAUUUAUUUUCUGUAUUGUUGGCUAUGCUAAAAACAAUGCUGCCUUUGCGAACUGCUCUGAAGACGUCCGCUUGUGUUUUGCGUGAAAGCGGCACGCUGUGCUCAGCUCUGUUAGCGACACCUCGGACAUGCAGCUCCGCUUUGUUAUCAGGACCGAGAGUCGGCUGUGUUGCAGGAAGCUUUGCUGUUCCACCAAUAAGACAUUAUGCUCGGGCUGCAAAGAAAAUGAAGACCGGCUAUGAAGGCCAGCUCAGUGAUCUUCAACCAGCAAUGCUGAAGCUGGAUUAUACAGCUGUACCCCUCGCUCAAACGACUGACGAUGUUGUCAAAAGACUUCUUUCGCUGGAGUUAGCGAGUCAUACUGAAAAGUUACAGCUGAAAAAGGAACAGCUGAUUGCAAAAGUCCAAAAGGACAAGAAUGACCGCAGCUCAGUGGAAGUCAAGGUGGCUGUUUUGACUGCAAGAAUCCGAAACUACCAGGAGCACUUGCAAAAUCAUAACAAGGAUAAAGCCAACAAGAGGCGGAUGCUCAUGGCCAUAGACCAAAGGAAAAAGAUCUUGAAACGUCUUAGGUUGGUUAACUAUGACUCCUUUGAGAAAGUGUGCGAGCAGCUGGGCAUAAAGUACACUUUCCCUCCAGAGUACCACAGACGGCUCACCCGUCGCUGGCAGGUCAAGAAGGCCUUCUGCAUCAGGGUCUUUAAGGAAGUGCAGAAGCUGAAAGCCGAGCAGAGACUGAACACAAAGCAAAGUUUAGCCUCCACAGACGCCGAGGCGGCCAAGAGAGGAACUGCUUUGAGCCAAUAAAAUACAAUGUACUGUAUAUUGCUACAAUUUAUUCUAAAUAGUUGUCUUAAGCUGCAUCUUUACUUUUACACCUUCAAAUGUGGUUUGAUUUGGCAUGUGGAUUCAUCAUGCAACAUUGUUUGCUUUUGCUUUCAAGUUGGUGUCAGAAUUUAAUAGAAAUAAAAUGUCCCAGAAAGUUUGAUUUAAA
Molecule: messenger RNA, 1096 nt
Organism: Scatophagus argus
Lineage: Eukaryota; Metazoa; Chordata; Actinopteri; Scatophagidae
Gene: mrps15
Product: mitochondrial ribosomal protein S15
Exons: 8
Coding region: 127-909 (260 amino acids)
Biological process (GO): translation
Cellular component (GO): ribosome
Molecular function (GO): structural constituent of ribosome
Source: RefSeq, a predicted model, not a curated record